AUGAAUCCGUACGAACCCAACAGCAUCGAAAGUAUUUUGGCGGAGGAAGAGCGAGUGCCCGUGCGCAUCCGAUUCCUUGAAGAUCGUCAGGAUGUUCCCUACUGGAUCGCCAAGGAAGUGGAGACGUCGAGGAUCGGCAGACUUAAGGUGCCCCCACAGUACAAGGAGAAGUUCAUGACGGCCAUCGGCACCGACCCCAUGUCAACCACCCUCAAGCGCACCCCCUACUACUUCCCCAUCGGGCUGCAGCUCAGCCGACCGAAACCCCAGGACGAGGAUGAUGACGACGAAGGCCUGGAGGACGAUGAACCUGAUGUGCCGCCUUCGUAUCUCGACCUCAUCAGAACCUUCCAGUCGCGCUAUGUAAGCGUCGUAGAUCGGGCGGUGAACUUCCGACAGGAGGACACGUCGUUUGCGGCGAAGCUGUCGGCCAAGGAGCGGGACAUCUACUACGCCGCCCACGAGGCCACCACGCAGUUCACUCAGUGGCGAAGCGGCAAGGAGAAGCAGACCGCCACCAUCCACGCCACCAGCGGAAAGCGCAAGAGGCACGACGCAUGA
Molecule: messenger RNA, 561 nt
Organism: Acanthamoeba castellanii str. Neff
Lineage: Eukaryota; Discosea; Longamoebia; Acanthamoebidae
Exons: 4
Coding region: 1-561 (186 amino acids)
Biological process (GO): mitotic DNA replication initiation
Cellular component (GO): GINS complex
Source: RefSeq, a predicted model, not a curated record